Molecule: messenger RNA, 1521 nt
Organism: Solanum dulcamara
Lineage: Eukaryota; Viridiplantae; Streptophyta; Magnoliopsida; Solanales; Solanaceae
Product: F-box protein CPR1-like
Exons: 2
Coding region: 911-1423 (170 amino acids)
Molecular function (GO): protein binding
Source: RefSeq, a predicted model, not a curated record
CUUUUAAUGCUAUAAAUAAUAGGACAAGAGGAGCUAGCUAGUAUCAUCGAUCUCUCAUCACUAGCUUACAACUAGGGUUUAAUUUCCAAAAUUCUCACUCUUUCAAGUUUUGAAUCUUGUUUUUUUUUUUAAAAAUGGUGAGCGGAAACAUAUUGGCUUUUCGUCCCUAUGGGAUAGAAGCAAGGCUUGUAAUUAGCUUCCGUUUGAAUAAACAGUUCGAUAUUGACGACGACGACGAUGAUGGAGCAAAAGUGGCACCUGCAGCAUAAUAGAGUUUGGUAUUAUAUGUGUUUUCUUUUGAAAAAAUGAAGCUCAUAUAUAUAUAUAUAUAUAUAUAAUAGGGUUUGUGAGGGGAAAUUUGUUGUUUUCUCCUUAGAAUAAAUAAAUAAAUAGGAAACUAAACCCUAUAUAUGAGAAGGAGAGAAUUUUGUCUACUUUCUAAUUAUCAAUUUUUAUUCCUACAUAAAAUUAAACGACUUAAAGAUUGAUGUUAUGGCACUGCUUGUUUUAGUAGCAAAAGAAAAAAAAAGUCCCAUUUAUUGUCUUUCCCCCCUUUUAAUUAAUAGCAUAAGCACUUUUUAAUUAAUUUGAAGUAAUUAUAUAUUUAGAAUUAAAAAGAUCAUGUCAUCUCAAAAAUGAACCAAUUUUCCAUUACACAUCAUCCAUAAUAAAUAAUGGUGGUUGAAUUUUGAACAAAUAUGGGAAAUUGCUUCAUAUAUUCCAAGAAAUGAGGAACUUCAAACAUUAAAUUUAAUCUCACAUUUCAGAAAGGAAGCUACAUUUGUGGACUACUUUAGAUUCUCUUAUUUCUGUUCCUUUUCUUACAUACCAUUUGUAAAAGGAAAAAAAAAAAAAAACCAAAAAAAAUCGCGAAAAAAGGAGAGGAAAAAAAAACGAGUAUUAAAGUGUAAUGAAUCUAUCUGAAGAUGUAAUUUUCGAGAUUUUGACAAGAUUGCCUGUAACUUCUUUGAUUAGGUUCAAGUGUGUUUGCAAAUUCUGGUAUUCUCUCAUCAAGAACCCUAAUUUCAUCUCGAAGCAUUUGCAUAACCUAAGUAGCAAACAAAAUUAUCUCAGUUUGCUAAUUAGUCGUCGGGGAAAUAUUACAAAUAAAAGGAUCCUCUCAUUGUCACAAAAUGAUACAUUUGAUGUUUUCAUCAAUCAAGAUUUUCCAGAAUACUUCAAUGACAAAUUUGGUCACGUAAGACUUAUAGGUUCAUGUAACGGCAUUGUUUGUUUAUGUGGUUAUCCAGAUAAUAUUGUUUUAUGGAAUCCUUCAAUUAGAGACUACAAAAUAUUGCCUCAAUCACAAAUUCAACGUCUUGUUGGAUCGACAGUACGUGGGAGUGAUUUUGGAUUAGGGUUUGAUUCGAAGAAAAACGAUUAUAAGGGUGGAAAGGCCUUUAGGGUUUUGGAAAAAUGGUGAGCUCAUUUUGGAAAAUAGCUCUGGACAAUUGGUGAUUUAUGAUCCUUCAAAUCAACAGGCGAAGACACUUGGAUUUUAUGGGAAAAGAGGCAGGCUGG